CCAAAUUUGACUCGAACGACGCAAUCAUCGACCAAUCAAUCAUCAUCAUCAUCAAUCGAGACAAUCGACCUGAGCAACAAUCAAUUGGAACGGGUGGAUCUGAGCCAUUUCACAGCACUACGAACAAUCAAUCUGUCACAAAACAAUCUGUCCACACUGUCCCGCAACAACUUGCACGCACAAACAGUGGAUGUGAACAUUGGCAACAAUCCCUGGAAUUGUGACCACCGGAUAGAUUGGCUCAUUGAUAUGAUUGCCGAAAUUGUCGAAAAGAAUGGUCGGUCAUAUUUCUUUGAAUCCACCUCGAAUCAAUUGAUGAACAACGUCAACAAUCACGUCGAUCUAUUCCAGACAAACGAACCGGAAUGCAAUCAGCCCAUCGAAGCCAAAAUGUUUCCCUUUUCAGUGUGGAAAUCGGUAAAAGAAUCGAGCAUAUGUCAAACAUGCAAUUGCUACCUCAAAGACAAAUACGCCAAAGUCGGUUAUCGGUAUGUGUCGAUCAACUGCACGAACCGCAAUCUUGUAUCGUUGCCUAGUCGUCUGCCAAAAAACACAAAAAUACUGGAUCUAUCGGCAAAUCAGAUCCGUAACCUGAAUCCGCUUAGCAAAUACCAUCACGGUGAGCUGUCGAAAUGGGCAAACAUCAACAAGAUCAUUUUGAGCAACAAUCUGCUCGAAUCAUUGGACGGACUUGAAUCGAUACGUUCGAUUGUGUUUCUGGACAUAUCGGGCAACCUGCUCACCGAGAUUCCGUAUCAUAUCGUCAACAAGGUGCUGUCCAGCAACAAGAUUGAUAAAUUUCGAAUCGGCAACAAUCCGUACGUCUGUGAUUGCAACACGGUCAAGUUUCAGAAAUGGCUACACAAUAAUUACCGCAUCAUACUGGACAUUAAACAAGUUCGUUGUGGCCAUCUUCGUGACGAAUUGCUGCUGCACAAUCAAUCGUUUUAUGUCGGCGGUCCGGAUCCAACAGGCUCGUCAAAGUCGAUUCUUCAACAAGGAAAUCCUGCAAAUCAACAGUCUACAUUUGUGUCCAAUUGCCGAUACGGUGGUCGAUGCAUUGGACCUCAUCAACAUUGUGUUGGCCGUAUCCAUUAUGUUGUUGAUCAUCAAAGUUGGCUACGAUUUCUUGUGGCAGAAACGUACGGGCAAAUUGCCUCGAUUCUUUAAACUAAACAUUUGACAGAGCGAUUCAUUUCUGCUUAUCUUUAUCAAAUAUCAACAGCAAUGACAAUAAAAUGCAUAAUAUAAUCCA
Dermatophagoides farinae (American house dust mite) is the source of this 1255-nucleotide messenger RNA. RefSeq lists its product as uncharacterized. Lineage: Eukaryota; Metazoa; Arthropoda; Arachnida; Sarcoptiformes; Pyroglyphidae. Gene Ontology annotation, cellular component: plasma membrane. Gene Ontology annotation, molecular function: protein binding. The record is from RefSeq and is a predicted model, not a curated record.